Messenger RNA from Drosophila erecta, 2674 nucleotides. It is a transcript of the gene mav, whose product is annotated as growth/differentiation factor 3. NCBI's taxonomy places the organism in Eukaryota, Metazoa, Arthropoda, Insecta, Diptera, Drosophilidae. Bases 492 to 2576 code for a protein of 694 amino acids. Gene Ontology annotation, molecular function: cytokine activity; growth factor activity. Gene Ontology annotation, biological process: SMAD protein signal transduction; BMP signaling pathway. The record is from RefSeq and is a predicted model, not a curated record. Gene Ontology annotation, cellular component: extracellular region. The transcript has 2 exons.
UUGCUGCUGUUAAGUAAGCAUUUGCUGUAGGUAUUUUAGUCGAAUUUGAAGCAACGCCCGAACAGGUUCCGUAUCGAUGUGUUCAAGAAUGUUAAUGAGAGUGCGAACGAGACGAAAAUAUGUACAAAUUUUCGAAGAACUGUGAUCAUUUAUUUACUUUUACCGACAGUUUUUUAUUUUGUUUUCUUAAAUUAAUCAGCGUAAACGAAUUCACGAAUCUAAGAUCAAUGGUGCUUAACAAACUCGUGUACAUUGUACAUACAUAAAUAACUAAUGGUGUGAUGUGAACAUUUUUACAAAGAUUCUGAGCAUCAUAAAUACAUGCCAGCAAACAUAUGUACAUACAUACGUCAUAUACAUAAGUAUAUGUAUUUAUUUGUAUAUGUAUUUUUGAAGAGGAUUCUACAUACUGGAAGAUCGAAGAAAUGCAGAGAUAAUCAGUUUUAUAAUUAACAUUAGCAAACGAAACCCAAUGGCCAUGCAGAGGAAACAUGAAAAUUGAACCAAACUUGACGGCAAAAAAGGAGACAGCUGAGUGGUGCGAUGCUUUCCAACAUAUAUGUAAAGCUAGUUAUCGUACAAUAAUAAAAUUGCCAUCGCAUCGGGAGAGGUCCAUCUGGAUUUUUAACAUUUUUUGGCAUAUUUAUAUUUACCGUACACCAACUAUAAGAAACACUAAUACACUGGAACCUUCUUUCAAACGUUCGCCUUGUACUGAUCAUGCUAAGGGUAAACUUACCCAAAUUUGUAAUAGGUCACUAAAGCUUUACAAAAUAUGGUUCAUAUUGGUUUUAUUGUUGCCAACUCAGCAUCAAGUCAGUGGCCAUGGUAUAUCCCGCCAAACGUCAAAUUCAAAAGCAGUGUUUUCAUACCGUCAUCCUAACGAAAAUUUAAAAGUUUGGCAACUUCAAAAUUUUGAAAAUGAAGCUAAGAGACUAAAAACCAAUCAAAUACAUCCAAGAAUCAGAGCCAAAUCAACUCCGGAAACGGGUCUUAACAUUUUAUCUAAAAGCAUUAGCAAAGAAAGCAGAGACUCAAUCUACAAUGCCAGUUCAAAUAAAUAUAGUCUGAUUAAUGUAAGCCAGUCAAAAAACUUGUCUCUAUUAUCCAAUAAAAAAUUGGCAGUUGAGGGGAUUAACAUCGUACCAAUUCAAAGUAGGCAAACGAGGGAAACCACGGACAUUGACCUAAAAACUAAGGGACAUAUUAAACAAACAACAAAAAUAGAUGAAGCCAAGCUUAAACGCCUCGUUUUGAAAGGCCUUGGGAUAAAAAAACUACCAGAUAUGAGAAAGGUCAAUAUAAGCCAAGUUGAAUAUUCCAGCAAAUAUGUAGAAUACUUAAGUCGCCUAAGAAAUAACCAGAAAAAAGGAAAUAGCUAUUUUAACAACUUUAUGGGAGCUUCCCAUCUAAGAGACAUACAUUUUCUAAGCAUUACUACAAACGAAUUCAAUGACAUAAGCAACAAACGAUCGCGUCAUAGAAGGUCGCUUAAAAAAAUGGACAGGUUAAGACAAACCAAAAAGCACAAACAUUAUAAAGAGGUACUACAUGGCGAACAGGAUACAACGAAUAUUCUCUUACACUUUCCAUUGACAAAUGCAAAAGAGGCCAAUUUUCAUAAUGAUAAAAUUGACGAGGCCAAUAUUAGACUUAUGCUUCUCUAUAGCUCAUCCCUGGCAACAAAUUUUCGACGUGGACAAGGAUCUAGAAAAAAAAAGGUCAGUCACAAUGAUCAAAUCGAAAGGCACUGUAAUUCCGGUGAUGUCAACUUGAACCAAUCCAAAAAAAUUCGUAGUCAGCAGUUAAAUUUGAAAGUAUAUCAACUUGUUUCAGCGAAUAGACGAAGAAAGAUAUCGUCUCGAAAAUUUGAAUUUGAAAAUGUUGGCUACGAAGAAACCCGAACACAGUGGAUAGAAUUCGACGUGACCAAAGCUGUUCGUAGUUGGUUGAACAAAAGCCAUGACCACUUGGGAAUAGAAAUUCAAUGUUAUAAGUGUAAAAGUAUAGGUGCUCGUAUACUAAGUGACUUCAGCCCGUCGUCAUCACCAAACUCGGCAGCUUCAAACAACGAACACCUCAACAUCAUGCCAGUUCUUAAUAUAAUUGGACACGGAACACUUAAUUCCCAAGAGCAUGGCGACUCGGACGUUCACCACAUCAUACUGACCAAUAACAGAAGCGAUCAAUACGUGCAUCAUCGUUCAGACCAUGAUAGCACCUGGAGAAAGGAUAAGUGGAGCAACAACUGUUACAAAUUACACCAACGAUGUUGUAGAAAUCAAUUGAAUGUUGCCUUUAAGAACAUUAAGGGAUUCGAAUUCAUUUUACAGCCGAAGGUAUUCGAUGCAGGUUACUGCCACGGACGAUGCCCACCACGUCACAAUCCCGCCCAUCACCACGCCCUACUGCAAAGUCUAAUAUGGCAAGAAGAUCACAACCGAGCCCCCCGUCCAUGCUGCGCUCCUUCAAAGCUUGAGAUGCUAGAAAUAUUACAUGUUGACGAAGAUCACAGCGACAAACUAAAAAUUUCGACAUGGAGUGAUAUGCAGGUUGUAGAGUGUGCCUGUUCGUAAAAGAACUCUCCCAAUCGAUUUAUUCUUACAUACACUCUGUAUUUUAUUAUUCUUUCUAAGUAUUGGGUUAACAUGUAAUAAAAAAGCAUAAUAUAUUU